AAUAAAUUAAUAAUUUAUUCAUUAAAAAGAGAAAGACAAAAACACCCUUAGAGACCUUUUACUUUUGGUGGCUCCUUUCUUUUCUCCUAUUUACCCAACAUCAGCAGAUCCUCCCCUAACCAAUUCAAAAUUUAAAACCAAAUCCACACAUCACCUCUCUCUCUCUCUCUCUCUCUCAAGUCUUAAUUUUCCAAAAGACUUUUUUUUCCAAAUUAUCCGUUGCAGGCCAUCACCUGCAACCGGCUACACCUAGCUCCUGUGCGGCCACAAUCCGCUCACUUCUCCCAUCCUAGCCGGUCACUCCCCGGUCACCCGUCGCUUAAAAACGAAAGCCUUCCUAAAAGCAGUCGAUCCAGCGGCUCUCUAUCUCAUUGGUGACGAAAUCAUGAACGGUCCAGGGACGCUCGUUACGGUGCUGAUCGUACUGUUCAUGCUUUUUCUGGCGGCCAUGCUCGCCGAGCUCUGCUACAUCCUCUGGUGCCGGAGAAGGUUCCGACGACAGACAGUCACAGCCGAAGACCCGGAGUUUCACGGCGAUCGUCUCUCAUACGCGGCAACCACGCCCUCCAAGGAGCACCUCUGUUUCUCCUGCUUGAAAACCCAGUCCCGAGUCGAACCCGGCGGAGCUCCCGAGUCGACGCCUCCGUCGCCGGAAGUAGCAGACGUGCUAAAAUGGCAUAUGUACGGACCGUCGAGGGUUCUGUACACUAUAAAAGAAGAGGAGAGAGAGGGUAUGGAAUCCGAGAAGUGUUCUUCGGCAGAGAAAGAGCCGAAGACCAAAACGGUGUUGUUGGAAGAGUGCUUUGAGGUGGCCCGAAGCUUAGCGGAGGCGACUGCAACGGUGGGUGUGAGCGAAACGACGCCAUUUUCCACGCCUUGUUCUUCGCCGCCCUACUACACUCCGCCCCCUUCGCCGUCUCGUGAGCCGGAAAAUGCGGUCUGGAUUCAGCUGGACUCGCCGAAAAACGAUCAAGGUUCCUCGUGUAUUGAUAUUUCCGGAAUUAUUAACGGUGUGUGAAUUUCAGGCCGGAAAUGGACGGAGAAUGAAAACGGUGGUCGGUGAAAAGCGUCGGCCGGCCAUAGAUGCCGCAGUACUUGCUGAACAGUUCAUCUUUAUGUUUUAAUAAUUUUUUGUGGUGUAUAUAGGGCGAACUAAUGUUUGAUUGGAUGUUUUGUUUCGUUGCGUGCCACAUUGUGUGCUUCUGCCAAAUGCAAGCUGUGUUUUUAUGAGCAUUUA
Messenger RNA from Malania oleifera, 1237 nucleotides. RefSeq lists its product as uncharacterized. The transcript has a single exon. The record is from RefSeq and is a predicted model, not a curated record. The coding region runs from base 386 to 1018 and encodes 210 amino acids. NCBI's taxonomy places the organism in Eukaryota, Viridiplantae, Streptophyta, Magnoliopsida, Santalales, Ximeniaceae.